This is a messenger RNA of Dibothriocephalus latus, 333 nucleotides long. The record is from the annotation of a GenBank genome assembly. Lineage: Eukaryota; Metazoa; Platyhelminthes; Cestoda; Diphyllobothriidea; Diphyllobothriidae.
GCCAGCGAUAGGGUGGCCGACGCUGCCGCCGCAGACGCCGAACUCUUCACGCCCGAGGAGUUGCGUGAUCUGGAACGACGUCUGGGUGUCUUCCGGCGGAGUCGCAUCGGUGAGAAGGUGGUGGCCACCUCCAAGACCAUCUGCAUCCUCUCCCGGUAUUACUUUGGCUCCUCCUUCAAGCCCUUCCUCUCCUUCCUGCACCAGCGUUGUCUGGGUGAUGGCAACGAGGAGAAGAAUAGUAUUCCGCUUGAACGGUAUCUAGCCUUCCUCUUCUACGAGGUUCCCUUUCCUGACCUGCGUCUUCCGAAUGUUGUCGUUGAUGUGAGUUGUUAG